Molecule: messenger RNA, 651 nt
Organism: Zychaea mexicana
Lineage: Eukaryota; Fungi; Mucoromycota; Mucoromycetes; Mucorales; Lichtheimiaceae
Exons: 2
Coding region: 1-651 (216 amino acids)
Source: RefSeq, a predicted model, not a curated record
AUGCCACACUUUAUUUUUUACAAGCAAGUAGUCACUUUUUCUAUACUGCACUUUAUUCUGUAUAUUUUACUGGCUAGAUCUCUACCGGUAUGGCCUGACUGCCCCUACGACGAAUUGGUUACUGGCCGUGGAUCAAUUCGCCACCUGUUUCGCGCUCUUGAUUCCCGCUCCGUCAAGAUUGCGUCAUUUCAUAUACGUGCACUGAUGCCAAAUGCUCCUAUGCUCGAGUCUCCUGAAUCUUAUUGUAGCUGGGUCGAUCUUCAACCUUUCUAUGCUCACCUUCACAUCAACAACGUCCCCUUGAUUCUUGUAGCAUUCAAGCAUAUCGCCUCUCUCGCCAACAGCAUGCCAUUGCGCUUGCUACUGCUGAUCCAUCCUUUCCUGACCUCACCAAAUCUAAAUGGCGCCUUUUCUGGAAAGCCUGUAUCCCUCCAGCAGCUCGAACGAUUUACUGACGUGCCCUUCAUAACAAAGUAUCCUGAUGUCUGGUCUCAGGUUCUUAAGGACUGUCUCCUUGAGUCUGUUUCUGCUGGUACUAUAUCCAAAGCAAUCUUCUCCCUUGACUUUCCAUCAUGGCCUUUACGGCGCUCUUAUCUUUCCACAAUUCAACUUAUUGCUAGUAUCAUGCUGGGUGUCUGGCAUGCAUACUAG